This is a messenger RNA of Morus notabilis, 1217 nucleotides long. RefSeq lists its product as uncharacterized. Gene Ontology annotation, molecular function: DNA binding. The record is from RefSeq and is a predicted model, not a curated record. NCBI's taxonomy places the organism in Eukaryota, Viridiplantae, Streptophyta, Magnoliopsida, Rosales, Moraceae. The transcript is spliced from 4 exons. The annotation marks the transcript as partial.
GCGAAAGAACCCCCAAAACCCAAAACCCAAAACGACAAUGAUGACGAAGAAGAUGGUGAAGUGAAAGUUGUCGUUCAUCGUGCGUCGUUGGUUGAGCUUAAAGAACUCUCUAAUCUCUGUUAUUUGGGUGGCUUUGUGGAUUUGUUCGUGAAAAGAAUUCAGAUUGUAUGGUGCUUUCAGAGUUAUCGAGGGAUUGGAAUUUCUUGUUGUAGUUUUUGUUUUUCGACUGGACUCUUCCUUUUCCUCUACUUAAAAAAGUUUGUUUCAUUCAAAAAAAAAAAAAAAUGGAUGGAAGAGAGAAAACGUUGGAGCCUUUCAUGUGGGCGAGGACUAUACUGAAAUUGGAUAUGGAUGGAAUCAAGAGCAGCAAUAUCAACAACAAACUUCAUUAACAAUAAAAAAGAAAGAAAAUGGAGUUUUUAGGGUGGGGAUCAAGACCCCUAAUUGAGUUCUUGGAGUCCAUCGGUAGAGACACCAGCCAGCCCAUCUCUCAGUUCGACAUUACCGCUAUUGUGGAUGAGUAUAUAAAUAAAAAUCUUCUCCAGCCAACAACCACAAAUAAUAAUCACUAUAAUCUUCUGAACAUGGUUAAGAAUAAGGAAAAUAUGAAGAAGAAAAAGAGGGUCGUAUGUGAUGAGAGGUUGCGAGCCCUUUUUGGCAAAAAAUCAUUUAGUCGAGUAAUGAUUUACAAGUUGCUAGAACCCCACUUGGCUGCAGACAAUGAACAAGGUGAUUCUGAAGACGGCUACCUUUCAUGGGGCAAUGAAGAAGGAGUAGAAGCUAAAGGACAACAGGAAAAACACAAGAGAUUGGUUGUUGAAACGUGUAAUGCUAAUCCUACACCUAAAAGUUGCUUUGCUGCUGUAAUUCCCGAAAACAUAAAGCUCAUUUAUCUGAAGAGGAGUAUAAUUCAGAAUAUUUUGAAGCAGGAAGUUGACCCUAAAACCAUUGAAACCAAAAUAGUGGGAAGCUUUGUGAGGACCAAGUCUGAUCCUAAUGACUAUCGUCAGAAACACUCUCACAACCUCCUCCUAGUUGCAGGUGUGAAGAUCUCUUCUGGGACUGGUGGUAGUAAAUAUUCUGAGAUUCUACUUCAAGUUUCCGGCGUGAUAAAGGACGUCCCUAUUUGCAUGCUUUCUGAUGAAGAUUUCUCUAAGGAAGAAUGUGAGGAUUUGCGUCAAAGAGUAAACAAUGGUAUGCUCAAAAGACCUAAAAUG